AUGACAUAUCACGAUGCGAUGCCCCCGGGGCAGCCAUACGGCAUUUACCCUCAACAAACUCAGAACCAACAACAGCAGCAGCAGGGUCAACAGUCCUUUCAGCCCCAUGCCGGAUAUCACCAUCAGCAGCAGCACCAUCAGCAGCAGCACCAUCAGCAGCAGCACCAACAGCACCAACAGCACCAACAGCACCAACAGUACCAACAGCAGCAAUACGUGAAUGGCUACCAUAAUGGACACCCUCAGUAUCUUCAACAACCUCAACAACCUCAGCAACCACAGGUUCCGUACGCGCAGUCAGCCUAUCCCCCGGCUCAACCGACGUUUUAUCCCAACAAUCCCGUCAACUUGUCGAACUACAGCUCUAGUUCUACCACGUCGUUCACUCACACCCCACAGACGACGACGGCACCCGUUCAAUUUGUCGAUCCGUCCUUCCUCCAAAAACAGUAUCUUCCACCUAUCCAGACAAAUCGCAUCCUACCGGCGCCCCAACCGACGACCGUGUCAAAUCUUCAGCUACCUCCGCCUCAAAUUUCACGGCACAAUCAGCAAAUACCGCCGCAGCAAAUUCACCAGACAGCAAAUCGCAAUGACCAACACCAACAGCAGCAACAUCCGCAGCAGCGGCAACACCAACCGCAGCAGCAGCAGCAGCAGCAGCAGCAGCAGCGAUCCACACAAAAUCAUCAUCACCAACAACAGGAACGACAACAGCCACACCCUCAACCUCCACAACCUCAGAAUUCCCUGCAUAUACAGACACAACAGUUACAUCAGCCGAUCUCCCAGCAGAACAGCCAUAGACCAGAAGAGAGGCGCCCAGAACCCCAAGCGGCAUCUACAAAAACGGCUACGCCACGCCGUCCAGGACGGCCCACUUCUGUCGCGAAAUCAUCUGCUUCAACGCAAAGAACCGCCCAUAUUGAAACACUGCCACUGUUGCUAUGUGUUGCCGAAGACUGCUUCGCCAAAGUACACGCUGCAGCCUCAAAAAUUGCGAGGUCCAUGUCAGAUAGUGAGGUCAAAGAAUACAACAAAAUGGUAGCAACAGGUCUGGGCUGUCUUGAAGUUGCCAUGAAUUCCAACAAACUUUUUCCACGUCUCGAAGCUAGACUCUGCCUCAGAUACGCUAGUAUUCUCAUAGAGGAAACGAACAAUAUUAUGGAGGCCGAAACUGCUCUUACAAGGGGCAUAUUGGUCUGCGAAAAGCAUCGUUUCAUUGAUCUCAAAUACUGCUCGCAGUUUUUGUUAAUGAAGACCCUUUUUCAACGAAAUCCAAAAGCUGCGUUCAAGUCCCUCGAUACCCAUAUAAUGGAUGCUACCAUGUACAAACACGCACCAUGGGUCUAUGCAUUUCGUUUUCUGAAAGCUGCGUUUCAUAUUCAAUCAGGAACUGCUACUGAUCACCACGCGCUGGAAAACUUGCGUCGAAUGGCGUCGAUUGCGACAACAAGGGACGAGAAGGCCAUGUUCGUCAUGGUAAUGCUUCUGGAAGGACUGUCUCACCUCAACACGAUGAAGGAUGACUGGAUCAACCGUGUGCAAAAUUGUAUUGCACAGGCACAGAAACUGCAAUUUGAUGCUGCUGCUCACCUGCCUCAGCUCGACGUUCUUCUGCUGUUGCUCGAUCUUGCCUGCAGCCUCCGGCAAAAGUCGCACAGAGAUGCUGCUCAAAAGUUGAGCGUUCUUCAAAGCAAGUUAGAGGAACUGCGCAACCUCCCAAGCUGGUCCUCGGUUUCAGAUGAGCUUCUUCUUCCCAUUAGACGCGUUGUCAACGACGCUGCGCCGACACUCAGCCGUGAUACAGAGGCCGUCCUCCGGCGUGGAGAUGGCGCCUUUGAUUACUUGGUGUUAUCGGCUCUGGGGAAACAAGAGUCAUUUGCAAUGGCGUACAUAUUCAACGGCAUAGUGGCGCUUUACAAAUCCACAACGUUGGGAAGAAGCUCGACAAUCUGGACUGAAGCUGUGCGAUUACUGGAAGACAAGAACUCGGGCUCGGGACCGAACCCGCUUCCAGAUGCUUUUGCGCAUGCCCAAUGGGCAAAGGGUGUGAGGAACUACGCGCAAAUCCUCAUUGGACUGCAAGCCGCCACUCUUUCGGACUGGCGAAAGGUCAAGACUUGUCUUGAUGCGUUGGGUACAGCGCAACAGCCAGAAGGGUUUUUGGAUGUGCUGAACCUUUACCUGACCGGAGUCUUCAAACAAGGAACGGCCAAACUUGGUGAAGCACUUGCGAUCUGGAAAGACCCGAGAUUCGCAAUGGACCGGAAUGGGAUACCGCAAAAUAACACCAGCCACAUCGCUUCCGAGCUGUGCGUCCUAGCUGCGCUAAAUCGGAUCUGGAUCAUGCAAUCGCCAGCACAUAGCCAUGAUGGAGAAACAGCACAGCUCCUGGAUUUUCUACGACCCCUCUGUGAGGAUAAUCCUGAUCUGGACAUCAGGAUCGCAUACAACCUGGUGCUCGCCUCCAUUACGCUGGACCCGCCGCUACCAAUUAAUCAGGUCAAGCAGCAUAUGAAGCUGUCUUUGAACGGCGCGCAAAACACCAGCAACACACAUUUCCUCUCGAUCGCGUUGAACAUUAUGCGUAACAAGCUCUUCGAAAACGUCGUGGGAGAACAAGCGCUAAAGAGUGCAAGAGCCAGCACGGCGCAGGCAAAGAAGAGCGGGAACCUUCUGUGGAUGAGCGUGGCCGAGGGUAUGCUCGCCCAGUCUCUUGAACAACAAGGGCUCAAGGAAGAGGCCGAGAAGACACGUGAAGACGGAAUUCGGCUGGCCAACGAAGCCCAUCUCCGAACACAGGUGGAAUAA
Molecule: messenger RNA, 2814 nt
Organism: Sordaria macrospora k-hell
Lineage: Eukaryota; Fungi; Ascomycota; Sordariomycetes; Sordariales; Sordariaceae
Biological process (GO): mitotic sister chromatid cohesion; maintenance of mitotic sister chromatid cohesion
Cellular component (GO): SMC loading complex; chromatin
Molecular function (GO): double-stranded DNA binding
Source: RefSeq, a predicted model, not a curated record